Molecule: messenger RNA, 1960 nt
Organism: Lycium ferocissimum
Lineage: Eukaryota; Viridiplantae; Streptophyta; Magnoliopsida; Solanales; Solanaceae
Product: F-box/LRR-repeat protein 25-like
Exons: 2
Coding region: 25-933 (302 amino acids)
Molecular function (GO): protein binding
Source: RefSeq, a predicted model, not a curated record
AUAUUGAGGGAGGGGAAACAUAAUAUGGAUGAAACAGACCGAAUUUCGGAAUUGCCAGAGACAAUGUUGCAGCACAUAAUGUCUUUCCUUGAUGUUAAAGAUGUACGAAUGGGUACAUUGUCCAAGUCCAAGAUUUGGAACAGUGCAUGGAACUCACUCUCCUACUUAAAUUUUGGUGAUAAAUUUUUCCCCAACUCAAGGUCAGAAGACUCGCCAAACCUCGCGAAUGUUGUAGAUCAAACUCUAGCAAGUCGUCAAAAGCACAAGAUUUCUGUGCAAAAAUUUUGGAUAUUGUUGCCGUAUCGGCCAAAGCACAAGAUUUCUUAUGUCGACGAUUGGAUUAGAACACUUGUAGCUUGUAAUAUCAAAGAGUUGAAUCUCAGAGUAAGCAGACCUAUUUAUGGAGGAAAACACGAUUACAACGAGUUGCCUGACGGAAUCUUUAAUGCCAAAGCACUAAACGUGCUGAAUUCGAAUGGGUUACUAAACGUGCUGAAUUCGAAUGGAUUUAAGAUUAAAUUUCCCUCUAAUGGUGUAAUAAUGUUUUCAUCUUUACGAGAGUUUCACCUAUGUGAUGCAUUUUUGGACGAGGAAUUUAUUCAAGCUCUAUGCACAAGCUGCUGCAAUUUAGAGGUUUUGUCUUUGCAGUGCUUUGAUGGACUUGCCAGUUUUCAAGUUGGUGAAACAUCUUUAUCUAAACUGAAAAAGGUAAACCUGGAAUUUUUCCCCUCUAAACUCCAAUUGGUUGAUAUUGCAGCAACUAAUCUUGAAGACCUCAAGAUCUCCAGUCAUGGGAAUCUAAAGGUAGUUAAAAUAACUGCUUUUAAAGCCCUUAAGAGUUUGUUCCUCGAUGGCAUGGCCGUGAUGGAAAACUGGUUAGAGGAACUAUUUUACAGCCUACAAAAUCUUGAAAAGUUCCAGUUAUUUUGGUGAAAGACCUUAAAGACUAUGAAGAUCACGAGUCACAGGCUCAAAUCGCUGAUAGUAUAUGAUUGCGGUUGAAUUAGACACUCCUACUUUAAUAAGGUUCUCAUAUGACUGCCAUUCAUUGCCAACAUUGAAACUGAAAGCUUCAGUUUCAUUAGUAGCCAAUAUCUCCUUUGCUUCAGCAGGAACCCCUGACAACGAUGGAUGUAACGUCGCGAAUUUUCUUGGUAACUUCAAUCCAUCUAUGGCUAUUGAAUUAUCAAGUGCAAAUGACGAGGUGAUAGGUAUGCCAAAAGACGUGAGAGAAAACAUGCUUCCUCCACUUUAUGGUGCUAAGUGUGUGCACGUAAACAAUAACAACGAUUGAAUCAUUCAGUUGUGGAUGUGGUUGAUAGUUUGCUUUGGUUAUAAGGUAUUUCAUCCAAGGAAAAGAACUGAUCUACCUUAUACAACCAGGAUCUCAGUUCCACACCAGUGAAUCGAGAGAACUCAAUCUUGGAUAGCCUUCUCAUGGAGCUGGUGAAGGCCCUCAUUGGUGGUUUCUGCCCACCUCCUCCUCCUUCUUGAUUUCCCAGAGGUGGUUGCUGCAUUUCUGCUGCUGCUGCUUGGUUCUGGCCUCCUAUGUAUGUUUGGAACUAAGUGUUUGGCCCCAUUCCAUGUGCCUGCAUGCAUUGUUGUCCCCUUGAAGAGGAAUCCGAGGCAAAUAUUCUCCUAUAGGUGACUGCGAAUGGGGUGUAACCUCUAUUCUCAUCUGAUAUAUUCCAGGAGACACCGUGGUUGUUCCAGCAUCUGAGGGUAGUAACCAAGCCAUCGAAUUUCCUGAGGGAGUAUAGACAUCUCCACCUCCAUCAUGUUCUUUAGCAGCUUUCCCUUUGUCACUUCUCUUCGCAGUUUCAAGAGAAGCCCUCAUUUCUGCAAGGGACUUCCUACGUUGUCCUCUUUUUAGUUUUGCCUCACUACAAAAUUAGUCAUCUCGAUUGUCAUCCGAUCUAGCAUUUCUUUGAUUUCUCUCAUAUCAUUCGUCGUUUUAGAA